AUGGAAGAAUUAUCGCCCCAGCCGCACAAAGAACGCAACUUCCCCACUUUAGACCUAUCAGCCCAAACGCUCGACGCAGCCCAACAGCCCGUUCUCAUCGUACAAUCCCCCAAAACCCCCACGCUAUCGAAGAAACUCAAAGCCGUCAGCCUCGACUCGGACCCCCCCUCGCAAUCCUCCACCCUCGACCUAUCCCGCGACGUCUUCUCCAUGCCCAACACCCCCAAGAAGCACCCCAAAACCCAACCCGCCGCCGACCUGGGCAGCCUGCCCAGCCUGCAAAAGGCCAACCUCGCCCCUACCUUCAAUUCGAACCUCAAGAAAUUCGCAUCGAACAACAGCAUAUCCGGCUCGCAAACGCUCAAAACCCUACCCGAGAUCAAAUCGCUGCACGACUUCACGUCCGAAGGCCCCGUCGCGGCCCCCGCGCGCCUCAAAAAGGGCUUGUUAGAGCGCCGCGGAUCGAACGUCAGCCUUACGAUCGAUCUCGGAUCGAACCCCACCAUAUCCGAGUCGAAGCCGGCCAAUCGACUAGUCACCGCCAAAAGCGUCUCAAACUUGGACCUGUCGAAGCUCGACGCCUGCACGUGCUCGAAAUCGCACAAAACGGAGCCGAAGGAACACCGGAAAUCGUCGCAGGAGGCCUGCGUGAACUGUACGAUCGACGAGAAUCGCCCGAACAACAUCCGCAGGUGCACGGUGGACUGUCCGGUGACGAAGCGGUGCCGGUGUUGCGCCAAUUCGCGGCGGAAAUCGCUGUCGAACGAGAACCUGUACGUGCCGCCGUGCGUGUUCUGCCACAACGGCGCCCCCAAGGAGCCGGAGGAGGCUUCGAAGCGCGGCAGGGAGAUCAGGAGGGCGUGCUAUCCGCGCCAGACCGAUCUCGAUCUGACCCACAUAUUCUCCGAGGAUUUCGUGCUGCACGUGGAGACGAUGCAGUACCUGCAGACUGCCACCAACACGCUGUCUGUCGAUGAUUUGAAGAGGAUCUGUCAGGAUGCUCGUGUGAUACAACAGGAAUUCUGGCAGGUGCCUUUGAAUAUACAAAACAAAUGUUGCGUAUCGGGUAGCCAGAGUUUGAAUAGAUACAAAGAAGUGUUUCCGAACGAGUAUAGUCGAGUGCAUUUACCUGGAUCGCAGCAAUACAUCCACGCCAAUUAUAUAAAAGGUCCCGAUUACACGGAAACCGUCUACAUAGCGACCCAAGGCCCGAUGGCCCACACUUGCAAGGAUUUUUGGGAAAUGGUGUGGACCACUAACUGCAAAUGCAUAGUGAUGUUGACCGGCCUCGUCGAAAAGGGAUCCAGCAAAUGCGACCUGUACUUCCCCUUGGGCAAGAAAGACGACAACGCGGAGCGGUCUUUUCACUACGUCAAAACGACGAAAGUUCGCGACAAAUUCACGUUCGAUAUGAAAUAUAAUACUCAACAAUACGAGGAGGAGAUCCACCGGUUCGAGGAACGCGACGAAGUCACCUUCGGGAACUACCGGAUCACAUAUGUGAGUGAAAUCAAGUUGAAGGAAUGCACCGUGAGACAGCUAAAAGUGAAACGAUCGGACUCCGAUCCGCGCGUGAUCUAUCACUAUUGGGUGUCGAAUUGGCCCGAUCACAAGAUGACCUGUCCGAAGCAGGUGCUCGAAAUGGCCCUCGACGUAUUGGACAAGAUGCACGCGAAGCGCAAGUCCGACAAUAAGCCGAACAUAUCGAAACGAUCGACCGACGAAUCUCUAUCGCACAGUACAAAUUUCAAAAGUGAUCUCAAAGCGAAAAGCUGGAGCGACAGCUCCGAUAGCAUAAUGACCAAAAAGGACACCAUGCUGGUUCUAAAAGGUACGCCCGAAGCCCGUCGAAAGUCCAUAGAAAACCUGAAGGCCCCCGUGGUGGUGCAUUGCAGCGCCGGAAUAGGCAGGACCGGCUGUUUCCUGGCGAUCCUCAACGGCAUCCAGCAGUUGAGAGAGAGCGGCAACGUCGACGUGUUGGGCAUUUUGUGCUCGUUGAGAAUGAACAGGGGCGGAAUGGUCCAAACGGUCGAACAGUACGAAUUGAUCUAUAGGGUAUUGAGCUUGUACGCCGAGAGUAUGACUUAA
Phyllotreta striolata is the source of this 2088-nucleotide messenger RNA. The record is from the annotation of a GenBank genome assembly. Lineage: Eukaryota; Metazoa; Arthropoda; Insecta; Coleoptera; Chrysomelidae.